AUGUGCGAAGCUGGGGAAACCAUGCCUGCUUCCACUCAGAGCAGCACCCAUGUUCUUAGCACGUGCAGCGGCAACAGAGUUCAUAUUGGCGGCCUCUGCCCACAACAGCAGGGCUUAUCCCUGCUGUGCAUUGUGACAGCAGUGGAGAAAGAUCCGUCCUUGCGAGGCGUGCAGCAGCACAAGCUGCUCUUUAGAGUUGCAGACUUUAGUGGCUCAGUCACUCUGGCUCUCCCCUUGGGUAUCUUGCGGUCUGCUGCUGCGGCUGCUGCUGCUAAAUCUGCGGCUCCAGGGAGUGGAGCAGUGUCUGCCACCUCCAGUGACGGUCCCUUGCAGCUUUCUGAUGUAGCCAGCGACGCCGCUGCCGCUGCGGCAGCAGACACAGCAGCAGCAGCAGCAUCUGUUGCCGCUGCAGGAACAACCACAGCAGAAGCAGAAGCGCUGAAGCUGCUGCUGCCUCCUUCGGCAGUUUUGCUGCUCGAGGGGGCCUACACGUCGUGGUCAAUGUCGAAGCUGGUCUUGAGUGUGUCUGAUGAAGCCUCCAGAUCUAGGGGGACCCCUGGCCGUGUUUCUGUGCUUGGAUUUUUCUCAUUUCCAUUUUCUCUCUCUCCCUAUGUCAGCGCUUCCUUCGCGGGGAACGCCGAUAAGCCCUGGCAGAAGCCCCCUUCCGCCUCUCCGGCUACCCCAGUGUCUGUACAGGGGUUCAGAGAGGCAAGCAUUGCUGCAAACAAUCUGCUGCUGCAAAAUCCUCUGCAAGAGCAGGACUGCUUGAGCCUGUUAGGACCCCCCGACCCCAUUUUCGCUCUUGAGGACGGCUGA
Cyclospora cayetanensis is the source of this 816-nucleotide messenger RNA. RefSeq lists its product as uncharacterized. The transcript is spliced from 2 exons. NCBI's taxonomy places the organism in Eukaryota, Apicomplexa, Conoidasida, Eucoccidiorida, Eimeriidae. Bases 1 to 816 code for a protein of 271 amino acids. The record is from RefSeq and is a predicted model, not a curated record.